Physcomitrium patens is the source of this 3997-nucleotide messenger RNA. RefSeq lists its product as uncharacterized. Lineage: Eukaryota; Viridiplantae; Streptophyta; Bryopsida; Funariales; Funariaceae. The record is from RefSeq and is a predicted model, not a curated record.
GGUAAGGAUGGAGGGAGAAAGUGGCUAUGGCGUCGCGUGCUCUCGUCGUCGGAGAAUCGGCAUUCAGCCCUGUGAGGAGGAAGCUCGCUGCGCGUCUCGAUGCUUGCUUGAUUGUUGUGAGCGCCAUCUCCCUCCCAGCCCUGUGCACAUUGUCAACUGGAUGUGGCCAGCAGCGCCGCAGAGCCGAGUUGUUGACUCAUUGUUAUGAUGGCCUCACCUCUCAAUGGACACAUCAACCGAAGCCACAGUUCGGAGGAGGUGCAGGCAGGUUUAGAAGGUGGGCACAUCGAGAGUCAGCCUGCGGUGGUAGUCGAUGUGGAGAAUCAGAAUGGAGCAGACCGAUCUCAGAGCGGCACAAGUGGAGCCCAACUGCAACAGGCAGAGAGUAUGCCUUUACAGGAACAAGGAGCCAGAGAGCGUCUGUGGAUCAUGAACGACGCCCACGAGCUCUUGCGCGAAGCAUACAACAUGUGGACGGAGAAGGACAACCUGUUCGUCAUCAGAGCCGAGAAGAAGAAGAAGCAAACCAGCUCUCUGUAUAAUGAAAUUUAUCAGUUAGUAGGGUUCUUCAGUGUCUUCCAGGGCGUGCUCCUCACUGCGGUUGCGCAAUCAAACCUAUUGACCUGCCACAACUGGUGGACGGCUUUUUUUCUUAGCUUACUUGCGUCUCUGGUGACCAUCUGCGGAGUGAUUCAAAAAUUUAAGUUUAUUAUUGAACUAGAUAAUAACAUGAACAGCGAAGAUCUCAGUCGUAAGGUAUUUCAGCUCCUUCACCUCUGCUCUACUCCGCCUUUGUCGUCUGUGUUAAGAUGGAUUCCUUUUCCAAAGUUGUGAAUGAAAUCCAGAUAUGAAUACAAUUCCUAUGUCGGAGUUUCGUCUGCUUUGUCGCAUUGUGCAAUAUUGAUUUUGUAGGAUUGUAUCCGGUUGCGUAACUUGCUGGUGCGGAACCGAGAACAAUUCUCCUUCAGGGAGCAUGCGAAAGAUCUGGCGGUAGGGGCUGAAAAGUCGAAUUUGAGGUGGUCUGCCGUGGGUGUAGUCGUUUUACUUGCUUUGUUUUCGAGCUUAUUUUUAGCUUCAAUUUAUAGAAUACUCUGUGAUUCAGGCGAUCCUGUCAAAAAUAGUUAGCUAGAGAAGCAAAACUAUUCUAUAGCUGGAAGGCAGGGUUUGGAUUCUGCAGGAGGGUGGGGUUUUGGUGUGUGAUAAGUUACUCCCAUCUUCGUGGUCACUCACCGUGACACCUAUAUGGUUCAUGUCCAGUCUUGCAGGUCAUCGUCCUUGAAGUCAAUCGCGGUCCUCUUUCUGUCAAAUUACAAUGUCUAAUGCAGCUUUUUUCAUUAGUGGACCCAUUACACAAUACUCUAGAGAACAGUGGUCAGGAAUACUCUUAAACACUGUGCUGAAAUGUUGUAGAAAUGAGUACUUGAGCUUUGAUGGGAAACUUCUAGAUUACUUUUCCGAGAUUUUUUACAAUUUGCAUUGGGAUUCGUGUUAGCUAGACCAUUUUGUUAAUAUCAUAAUGAAUCUUGCACCAGGUAUGUAGUGCAUAGAAAGUUCUCAGAUUUGUGUAGAGUUCUAAAUCCGGUGUCCUCAUUGUAAUUGAAGCUUUGAAGGGGAUGAAACUUUUGCGGUUUUCCAAGUGCUGCGUGAAAUAUACAUUUUCGCUCUGAUUGGGAUGACCUUUGCUUCUGUGAGUGGGUUCGUUAUUGCUUAGCAUUGGAGGAUGCCAGUAUUCUCUUUCACAUCGAUACGUUUUAUAUCAGCUGCAUUACAGUGGUUGAGUUUCUUGCAAAGACAUAUCAAACAAAAAACGCAAGCAUUGUAGAAUGUCGAGCCCUGAGAUUGCACGAUCAUAGCUCGGUGAAAGAAGGUGAAAUGCAAACGUGCGUGGCACAUUCGUAGUUUAAGAGAGUGUUGAUAUUUGAAUUUUAGUAUAUUCAUUAUAUAUAGUCGCAAGUGGCUUCUGGGGAACCGACGUUGAUUCGGUUUAUUCCCACGUAAUACAUCACAAUAAGUUGUCAGUAGUGAGAAGAUGCUUCCAGACUAUGUCACAGAUUGGCUCUAACGGACAAAGAAAUAUGUUAGCAUGGACGCCAUGCUCUGACUUGUAUCCAGCAGCCGUAGAUAUAUUUUCGACUACACAAACCGAUCCACUCUCAAGGCGCGCCGGGAAUAAGGCACCAGCAGUCUCUUUAAUCGGUUUGUUUGAAACAGUGGAGCAAACGAUGAAUUGGGCUCCCGGAAAAACUACGUGGGAAUUCUCUGUCCACGACAAGUACAUUCUCAUGCGUCUCCAGUGCAAGUUUGAUUGACCGUGUCGUGCCCCGAAUAAUAUGGACCGCGUGGGCGGUACGGACAUUGGACUUUCAGCUCACUGAAGCAGAACACUUUGUCGACCUUAACAAGAAUGACAAACUUUUAUCCGGACUUCUUGAGGGCUUGCACUGUUAAGCUUCUCUCUGUUCACUCCCAGUGUGCGUCGCAUCACACAUGUCUUGGCAGGGAUUCGCAUAGCAGGUUUUAGUCGACCUUAGCUGCUCCGGCCACAUCACAGUGUUAGGGACGCCGAACCUAGCCCAGGUCUGAAGAGCUUCCGGGCUCCAAUAUAUUCUAACCUGCACCGUGCAAGCAGCUAGUGGGUGGUUUGCAGCAGACGGCAAUCAAACAAUCCGAUCCGAUGGCCGCGACGAGCUCGAUGAAGCGUUGGACGAAAUCAAAAACGUUCUGUGGAUAAUGGGCACUGAAGUUUCACAUCAAAGCUGUUGCAAAGAGGCUCUUGAAGUAUGGCAAGAGAAAGAGGCGUUAUUCACAUCCAGGAACGAUAGAAGGCGGAAGCAGAUCUCCUACUGCCAGACAGAGAUCUACCAGCUGGUUGGGUUCUACAGUGUUUUUCAAGGAGUGUUGUUCACUGCCGUUGCGCAGUCCACCAACUUGAAAUGCAACAAUCGUUGGACUGUCAUCCUGCUUUCAGCUCUUGCCUCCGUCGUUAUCGUCAUCGGAGUUUUCCUGAAACUCAAAUCCAUCAAGGAGUUCAAGGACCUCAUCUACGACGACGAAGUCUUUCGCAGGGUACAGGUCUUGGUGAAGUGGAUAUUGAGGCUCAAAGAGACAGGAGAGAAGUUCGUGUUCAAAGUGGACGAACCAAGUGAAGUCUUCAAGACGACGCCAUUUGAGCUUAACGCAUCUUUCCUGACAGUGAUCCUCGCCCUUGUAUCCCUCUCUGUCGUGUUCCCCGUUACAUUUGAUCGUAUAUUGUGCAACUCUAAUAAAUAGCUGAUGACAUGCUGUGACAAGGCACACUUCGGUUCUCCGGUUCCAAGUUCUGGUUGCGCUCGCGGUUGCUGGUAUCUCGUCAACAUGGGGUUUUCCACGACGAUUGUGAACAAAACUACCGCGCAGUUAACAUUGUUCGUGGGACAAAACAGAGUUUACAGACGCGUUGGUAUCCUUGAGGGUCUACCUGAUGCAGAUGCGGUCCCCACUGAUAAAAACAAGCUUCAAGUGAAAAUCAAUGGCAAGAAUAUCACAUAUCAACAGAUCAAACUUGUUUAUUCGGAGGAGAAGAAAAUCCACAUCUCGUCGGACGCUUGUGUGGAUUGUUCCACCAUCUACGUGAAGCGAAAGCCCCAUACAACGGACGAAUUCACGUAUGAAGUGGAACCUCCAAAACCAUCUACAUUUCGGGCAUUGGUUUCCAACUUUUGGCAUUGUUUCACUUGAAUAAAGUCUCGAAAUCGUGAAUUUUUUCUUUCGCAAGCAACGUUAACAGUACUAGAGUGCAGUUCAUGGCAUGGUGUACAAGUUGUAGUAAGUGAGGGUGCCUUGAUAGAGUAAAUGUGUGGAAGUCUAUAAUCCUCAUUAUUCUCCAAGUUUGUUUAAUUUGCAAGUGGCAUUCUUCACUGUAAGAGACAUUGCUCUUACAGUGAAGGUUAACUUCGAUGUUGUGCACUACCAAAUUUUGCAUAAAGCUAAACCCCAACUAUUGGGCUAUUUUGAGUCA